Messenger RNA from Polistes dominula (European paper wasp), 3686 nucleotides. RefSeq lists its product as uncharacterized. NCBI's taxonomy places the organism in Eukaryota, Metazoa, Arthropoda, Insecta, Hymenoptera, Vespidae. Gene Ontology annotation, molecular function: protein binding. The record is from RefSeq and is a predicted model, not a curated record. Gene Ontology annotation, cellular component: plasma membrane; stereocilia ankle link complex; stereocilium tip.
UGGAAACCAACCAGACGACGACGACGACUACGAACGACGACGAAUGCGCAUUCUGACUUCAGUCCAGCCGACGGUUUCAACCUGUCAAGUCGUGUUCAGCAGGUGUCUUCGGUGCCCAUGCUUUCAUAAAUAUAACAAUUUUGUUCAUCUUCAUGUUCAUUCAUUUAUUUAAAAUAUCAGAUCAUAUUUUUGUAUUUGUUCAAACGUGUUAAUUUAAACAAAUCCCAUCGAAUUACGGUGUUUAUGUUUAUGUUUUAGUUUAUCGAGUUGGUUGAACUUUAUGAACAAUUUAAAUCAUCAUCGAUCGAACAAUUUAUUAAUUCAAAGUGAACCCUUUUAAUAAUUAAUAACAAUAGACAUAUAAAUAAUAUUUGUUUUGUGAGUGGAGAGAAUUUUCCAUCUGUGUGUUUCUCUCCUUCUCACAUAAAUAGAAAGAAAAAAACAAAAAAUAGAAAAACAUUUGGUUAAUAAUCUUUUCUACCACACUGCUACUUUCUUCUACUUCUGUCUUCUGCUGAGAGAGGAGUGUUAACAAGGGCGUGCUCCAGGGCCACAAGGAUAUAUAUGGAACUACCCCAUGGAUAGUAACAUGUCUACUGCCGCCUUCAUGCACCGAUCCGGUGGCUCUUCCAGCUCGUCCAGUGCUGGAACGGGAUCAUCCAACGGUGCAGGUCCUGGAAAUCCGGUGGGAGGUGGCAGAAUGGCUGUCAUCGGUUAUACUAGGAGUGUUAGAUUGAGACGUCGUGGUGCAUCCGGUUUUGGUUUCUCAUUACGCGGUGGUAGAGAAUAUGCUGCUGGAUUUUACAUAAGUAAUGUUCAACCAGGUGGUGAAGCUCAUAGAAAUGGAUUAAGGGUAGGGGAUCAAAUUCUUAGGGUAAAUGGAUAUCCAGUUGAAGAUGCUGUGCAUCAGGAGGUUGCCCUGUUGGUCAAAAAUCAACAAGUUCUCGUAUUAAAAAUUCAAAGUGUAGGAAUGAUACCUGUGAAAGACAAUCCAAACGAUCCGGUUACCUAUCACAUGGUGCAACAGCAGCAACAACAGCUGCAAUACAACGAGACUGGUGUGGGGGCUGCUCCCACACUGCUUCCAAACGGUGAAGUUAGGAUCCGAAUACGCGUCGGUGAGAAAGGUCAACUUGGCUGUGGUGUUUGCAGAGGCAUCGUACCUGGCCUCACUGUUCAGGGUACAAGGGAUGGUGGACCAGCUCGUGCAGCUGGUUUGAAAGCCGGUGAUGUAAUAGUUUGGUGCAACGGACAACGAAUGACUGAUUUACCUUUUGAAAGAGCAAUAGAGGUGAUGAAGGGAUCAGCUGUCCUGGAUCUGAUCGUUCAACGACCACCACCCAAUCACCUUUACGAUUGCCCUGAACCACUUUGGACUCGUGGUUCGAGUGGUUAUGAUUCCGAAACAUCGAGCAUUGUAGCAACCAGUCCAUCGCCUUUGCAAAAUCCUUCAUCAUCUCCGCAACAUCUUCGUGAUCCAAGAAUGCAGGGACGAUAUCCACGAGACGAUACCUGUAAUCGAAACGGCAGGAUUUGCUGUCCCCUCGCACUGUCCACCAGCAGCUGCACCUCUUCCGAAUGGUCUCACGUGGAUCAGGCACAGGAUUGGAUACGAAAAGCGAAUAACACGACUGUCAUUCGUGUUAAUCAGAAUCAGGGUCUACUGAUGCAGAAUCAAAAUCACAGACAACAACAACAACCACAAGUACCACCACCUGGUCAUCGUCGUUUGAAUUCCCGUGGUAAUUACGAGGACUAUGAUAUCGACAAUGAACCACUCUACGAUCCUGUAGCACCAAGAAUUGAUUACGAGGUACACGAUUUCGAUGCUAAUCCAAAGGAUGAAGCUAAUCGUCGUUUGGCUUAUCGACGUGACAUCAUCAGACAACAGGAUGUCAUUUAUGAUGGUCCUACUGACGAGUUGCCACUUUAUCAUGCUUCCAAGGAAAACGAACAGCACGACGUUAAUCGAUUGGCAGAACUGCAAUUGGUUCAGAGACAGACUGAAACGGAUAGGAAAACUAUUACGAGUGUUGUUGAAGUUCAAUCAGUUUGUCCUCCGGCACCCCCACCACCACUUCCAUAUAAAUGGCCAGCAGAUGCAAAACCAAUGAACGCAAUGGGAAUGCAAAUGGGUAGCACGAUGUCAAUGGGUAGUACAGGAUCAACAGAAACUGAAUCAAGUCUUGAGUCUUCCUGUAGCAAAGAUUCUGCAUCAACUUCUUCAUCGUUGUCAACGUCAUCUUGUGAACCACCAUCAUCUUCGACUAUUUCUUUUGGAUCCACUACUGUUGCUUCAUCAACUAUUUCUAAUAAGAUUAAUGAAAAUUCAGGGAUUAUUCUUAAUCGUGCAACGAAUUUAAGAACUUCUCCUAUUGCAAGUACUGAUCUAAGCACUGCCAUUACUCAGGAAUUGCAGAGGCGAGCUCAACAGAGAAGUUUGAACGCAGCCAAAGCGGAAGCUAUGAAAGAAAAAUCAAUGGUACCACCUAAACCAGCAAAUCUAGAAGCACUUAGGGCACAAGAACAGAAAGUCACGCACGACAAGUUAAUGGAAGAAUUUAAGCGAGCGCAUCGAAAGAUGUUCAAUGCUGCCCAACAGAGGGUCCAAUUUUCUGAUCAAGUUACCGAACCGGAACAGGAGAAAAGGAUACUGACAAAUGGAUCCAGCUCAUCAAACUUGACUUUGAAUUCAACAGUGAAUGAAACUAAAACAACACCAAAUCUAACAACGAACACAUCAACGAUUAACAAUAACGCCAGUUUUGUUAAUAAUAAUAAUAAUAAUAAUCCAACAUCAUCGAUAAUUCCACCACCACCAGCUCCCCCAGCACCUCCUCUACCAUUACCAACAAAAACUGGUACUACCAAUAAUGAGGAUUCGGUUGAGAUGCAAAGUAUUGAAUCGUUUAAAUUAAAAGAAUCACCAAAUCCAAUUAUACCUAAACCACCACCAACAUAUUUCCCAUUAACGAAUUCUUCAACGCCAGCAACCAAUGGUGGUAGUCCACGUCACAAUCCUAUUGGAAAUAAAACGACGAAUCAGAUAAUCAAAGAUAAGGAUCAUCACCAACAAUCAGCAAGUCCAAUUAACGAGACCAACAAAAAUUCCAUUACAACUACAACUACUACAGCUACAACUACAAUUACUAAUACUACUGCUACUACUACUACUACUACUACUACUAACAAUGUAAUCUCACCAAAUGGUAAUACCGGUGGUGUACCUAAACCAGCCGUUGGAAAGGUCGCCAUUAGGAUAGGUGCUUACGAAGGUGAAGCUAAACAACCUGCCAAGCUCGAUUUCUUAGCUCAACAACCUCGAACGGAGAAGAAUGGAACCGAGGAAGCUAACGGACCGGUUGUAUCCAGGUUGCAAAAUGAACUGGCUGCAACAUUGCAAAGAUCGAAUUUAAGAAGGAAAACUGAAGGAGAAAAUCAAACUACUGCCAAAUCGAUACCGGAGAACACGAUGACGUCAGAAAAAGAUACAACGAAUAAUCAAGAACCCAAUAAAAUUCCUCAAAGUACCGUAGAAAAAUUAGCCACAGCAUUAGGCAACAAAGUUACUAUCAAAAUUAAUCCCGAUGAUGGUGGUAAUCGAUAAACAACAAUUCAUAAACAUUUAUUUAACGUAUAUAAAUAAUAACAAUAAUAAUAAUAAUAAUUAAUAAUUAAUAAUAAUU